This is a messenger RNA of Insectozyma verbasci, 966 nucleotides long. The record is from the annotation of a GenBank genome assembly. Lineage: Eukaryota; Fungi; Ascomycota; Pichiomycetes; Serinales; Debaryomycetaceae.
AUGUUUUAUCAUUAUAAAAAUGUUAUAGAUGAAGGUGAUUUAGUAUUAGUAUUCAUUAGUAGAACUACUAUAAAACCAAUAUAUGUUAAAAAAGGAGAAAUUUUAAAUACAAGAUAUGGUCAUUAUUUACAUGAUAAAAUGAUCGGUUUAAAAUUUGGAACUCAAAUGCCUGGUGAAAAAGGCUAUGGUUUUAUACAUUUAUUACAUCCAACUCCUGAAUUGUGGACUUUAUCAUUACCUCAUAGAACUCAAAUUGUUUAUACACCAGAUUCGUCUUAUAUUUUACAAAGAUUAAAUGCUAAAUGUGGUUCAAGAAUAAUUGAAGCUGGUACGGGAUCAGGUUCAUUUACUCAUGCAUUUGCAAGAACAGUUGGUUUAAAAGGUAAAGUAUUUAGUUUUGAAUUUCAUGAACCAAGAUAUUUAGAGGCUAAAAAAGAAUUUGAAGAACAUAAUUUGAAAAAUACAAUAAUAACUCAUCGUGAUGUAUGUAAUGAUGGAUUUAAUAUAGAUAUGGAAAUAAAUGGUGAUAUAAUAUUUUUAGAUUUGCCAUCACCAUGGGAAGCUAUACCGCAUUUGAAUACAGUAAUUGCAAAUCAAGCUGGAAUUUGUUGUUUUUCACCAUGUAUAGAACAAGUUGAUAGAACAGUUAAAGCUCUAGAAGCAAAUGGUUGGGUAAAUAUAGAGAUGGUUGAAAUUAAUGUUAAACGUUGGGAAGCAAGAAAAGAUAUGAAAAGAUCUGUUGUUGAUGUAAUUAAUAGAAUUAAAUCUAUUCAAGGAAAGAAAUUGAAUAACAAAAUUUCAAAAGAAGAUUCAAAAAAUUUUAAAUCUUCAAGAAAAUCAUUGAAAGUUAAAGAAGGUGAUGAAAAUUUUAAAUGGACAGAAGUUACAAAAUUAGAAACAGAAUUGAAAAGUCAUACUUCAUAUUUAACAUUUGCUAAUAAGAUUUGUAGUUUGAAUAUACAAUGA